Molecule: messenger RNA, 5467 nt
Organism: Scatophagus argus
Lineage: Eukaryota; Metazoa; Chordata; Actinopteri; Scatophagidae
Gene: mbd1b
Product: methyl-CpG binding domain protein 1b
Exons: 16
Coding region: 845-3259 (804 amino acids)
Molecular function (GO): DNA binding; zinc ion binding
Source: RefSeq, a predicted model, not a curated record
UCAGCCCAGAAAAGUCUCCAGCGAGCCACACUAGCAUUCUCACCAAAGGCCCCCUCUUUUGUCAUAAAUCAAAAAGUGUAUAGCAGCUCAAACAGAUGCUCUUGUGUGUUACACUGUGGCCUUUCGAGCACUUUAGAUGUCUGUUAAUUUAAGAUUUUUCUUGGACUUUGCCCGUCAAAGACUUGACUUGGACUUACUAAAAUGAUUUGUGAACAUCUACUGUGUGUAUUAAGUAAAUCAAAUAUGAUAACGCACAUUUCCCACUUGAACUUAUAGCACUUGUGUAAAGGUUGAAAGUCCUCAGUACUUCCAUGAAUUACAUGGAUUUGAGUCUUUGGUGUCUCGGCUUCUUUUGUCCUACCGGUGCUUCCGUCGGUGCUAGAUACAUGGUUGCUAGCUACACCAGCCCUACCCCGAUGUUGAGUGAAGUGCUGCACUUUGUGUUCCGAGUACCUUCCAUUUUGGGAAAAUAUUACAAUACAGGUGUGUGUGUUUUGUUUUGCAUCUAAAAGCAAACAUUUGCAGACCGGUAGCGAUACACAACUCUCAAUUCAAGAGGAAAUAUAAUCAGUGUGUUGACAUAGGAACCAUGGUGGAGGAACGCUAUAGCUAACGGUGACUGGCGUUACUCCCGUCUUCAGUUGUUGCUCCAGCUAACCUAAUGUCCCGGUUACUGACAUGUUAUGAAAACCUGAGCAGCAGUUAACCAUCCUGACGGUUCAUCUGUCUGCCAAGGCAAAGACCAAAGUGGCUUUGUCCACGGACAAUGUGAAAAUAUACGACAGUAGAGGAUAUCUUAUUUGUAAAACACUUUGGACCAUUUGUGGCCUGAACUGGUGCAUCAAUGAGCAAAGAACUUCUAGGGAGCCCGGCCCCUGGCAGUGAGCCUGUGGAAGACGAUGUGGAACAAAACGGAGAGAAAAUGAUCAACGAAGCGGAAACCAUCUCUGAGGCAGCACCAGCUCAGGACUUGGUAGCCUUUGACAGACUCUGUACAACGGAACAGAACAGCUCAGACCAGCUACAGGAAGACCUUGGAGAUGAAAAAGACGAUGCAAAGUGUUCUAGUGGCGAUCCCCCUGUUGACUGGUUUGAGCCCCUUGAGGAGGAUGAGGAUGCCGAUAGUGUUGGAAGGAAUGAUCCAGAGGAAGAAAGCCUGGCAGGAGAAAGUGAAAGGAGUGAGAGCAUGGUGGGCAGCGAGAAGGCCUUCAAAAAGAUUUAUGAGCUUCAUAUUCCCCGUCGGAAACGAACACAUCCUGACGAAGGAUGGCUUGACUGGCCAAUAAUUGGAGAUGGUUGGAAACGCAAAGAAGUUGUUCGGCGCUCAGGCUCUAGCAUUGGACAGAAGGACGUGUAUUACCUGAGUCCACGAGGUGAUCGAGUGCGAAGUCGAGUAGAACUGGUUUCAGUCCUGGAGGGAGUUCUUGACUUGACAUCCUUUGACUACAAGACAGGAAAAUUCUAUGAUGGCGAAGCACCACCCAUAAGGGUUCGAAACAGAGUGAAGAGAAAGAUCCGCGAGCGUUCUUCCUCAGAGUCCAGCUGGAUGGAGAGGGGGGAGGGGGCUGACACUCCAGACUCCCACCACAGGCUCACCCCCAUUCAGGGGACCAAAAAUUUCCACCACAACCAGACAAGCUCCUCCUCACAUAGUACAAUGGGAAGUUCAAACCAAGGCUCUCGCAGUGCAGAGCUACCGGUGGAAGAUAAAAUUAAGCUUCCUCUUCCCUCGUCGUCAUCCAGACCUCUCCCACUCCCCUCCAUAAAUGGAGAAAUUGGGUCAGAGGACAGCACUCUGGUCUGUGCCAAAUGCGGUAUUUCCUUCACAGGAACGUGGUACGACAAACAGAGGAAGAGGCCCUGCUGCCCCACAUGCUGGGCAGCCUCGAAGACGAAAGAGCAUCCAAUGAUUCGCUUCAGAAAGUGGAUUCCUUGUGGACAGUGUGUGGGAUGCCACAACACAGUGAAUUGUGGGCAGUGUGCCAACUGCAAGCAUGGACUGCAGAGCCCAGAGUCACGGAAACGCAUAUGCCGGAAACGCAAAUGCAUAUGUCCUAUUCGCAAAGGUCCUGGAGGUGGAGGCUUCCUGCAGCAGAGGCCUUAUAAUGACAUUCCUGAAACAUUUGAUGACAGCAUGAGUUUCCAGGGUGAAGUUACAGACUCACAGCACCCAAGUCUCAAAAGCAGCGACACAGAGAACUUCUCGGUUAACGUGGACGUCGACGAUGAGGAUGACCUGUCAACUGACGACGAUGAUGAUUGGCACAAGAAGCGAAAGCGGCGGUCCUGUGGCGAAUGUAAAGCCUGUCUUUGCAGGAAAGACUGUGGCACAUGUGAUUUCUGUAUAGACAAACCCAAAUUUGGGGGCAGCAACAAGAAGAGGCAGAAGUGUCGACUGCGCCAGUGUCAGAGACAAGCAAUGAGACAUUUGCUGCCUUUCCAGAUGGGACAAGGUGACUAUGGGCCAGAUGGCACAGUGCUGCCGGGCAGACCUAGACCCCACUACACAUACAGUCGAAAGUCAAAUUUCAAGAAAAACAAAGGAGCAUCUGGCUUAGACUUCACUGACAAUGAAGAUGAUGACAUUAACUUUAAAGCACAGUUUGGUCAUUUGGAUUUUGGGCAGCGGAAUGGAUUGUCUGACCGAGACGCUCACAUCGGCAACAACUCUGAACCGGACCAGCUCAGCAGAUGGGAUGCAGAGAAGUCACACUCAGGCAGAGAUGGUCAAAGGCAUGCUGAUGCUGAUGAAGAUGAAGACGAAGAUGAAGAGGACUUUCCCAUGAUCACACAGAUCUUCAGUUUGGCCGAUAGCCCAUCCGCGACCAGUGGAGACAUGGAAAACCAGCUAAUGAAGUUGCUACACUCUUUGCGCUCGUCUGUACUGCCAAUCCUAUGGUAUGCCAUAAUGGUGGAGGGUCCUCAGCUGCAGCUCAUCCAGUGUAGUAAACAGUCCAACAUGACAGACACCAUGGUGCUGAUCGACCCAGGCUUCUGCUAUCAGGUCACCGUCCAAAAGCAGCCUCUGCUCCCCACCCACCCGCUGUACGACAAGUACCCGGGACGCCUGUCCUCGGUGACUGAAGUGGUCAGUCUGCUUUUGGGCCUGGAGAAGUAUGUUGUGUGCCAGGGACUACCGCCCAAACAGCAUUUAUUGAAUAAAAACCCACUCAUAUUGGAGCGGGCAUCGACGUGUGAUUUCUUGGUUAAGAGAAAAGUGAGCAUCUGUCCUAACUGCAGAGAGCUGCAGGAAGUUUGAGCUCAGCAGAGACAGAAGAAGAUACAAGUUUGUGCCAUUUUCUUCUUUUUGCUUCUGUUUCUCUUCUGGUGAAAAUACAUAUGACAUUUUUCAGAUUUACCUCUGGACUGUGAUAGUAGGAUUUGACUUUUUGAAGAAUCACCAAAGGCAUUCCAGGAGCUGUUAAAUUACAAUCCAGGUGUGUUUCUUCACAGAUGUCUUCUGUUCUCUUGGUUUAGGGCUUUUUCUUCAUGACUGUUAUGUCAAAUUUUGGCGAGUGCAAUGAGUAUGGCUGAAAUCCGUCUGCGUUCAGUUUCAGCAAUCGAUAAACUUCAACCUCACACACACACACAAUUGAGAGGACAUUUGACCCCAAAUUUUCUCUCUCAGCACAAAAAAACAAAGUCAGAUUCUCAGCUCUUAAGCCUCUUAUGUUUUAACCAGCAAUAUUUGACGUGUCAUCGUCGUCAUCACACUUUAGUGUACGAAUUUAAUGGAGUUGACCAGCUUUUGGUAAAAUUAACAUUUUUUUUUUGUUUACCCAGUUCAUUUAUAAACAGUUUUGUUUUGUUUGUUUUUUUUGUUUGUUUUUUUUGAAUACUGACACUAAAUGUUUAAACAUCAAUAUUAGUAAUUAACUAGAGUCCGAUUUCUUUAUACAGAUCAAUGUUUAUUUAAAAAAAAAAUGUGAAAAAGGAGGAAAAUAAAUCUGCACAAACUGACCAAAGUAAGAGUUCCCAUCCUUUUAAAGUCGACCUUAAAAUGAACACACUUGAUUUCAUAAGUCCCACAGUGUUGACCAGAGAUCACCUGACUUACCUGAAAACACAAACUGAGAAGGACACGAGAUCAUCUUCGUGACACCGAAUGGAGCCUAAAAGUCAGUCAUGAUGAUCCACGUGGAUCCAUGGCUGAGCCUGGAGCCGGCGUACAGACAACAGCUGCUGUUCUAACAGUUGCAGCUUUAUGUCAGAGAGUCCAAGCGAACGCUACUAAAAAAUAAUAAUAAUAAUAAUUUCAGGACAUCUGAGGUAAAGAUUGCCAGGAGACAUGAGAGACUCACACACUCAACACUCAAGCAAUUAUUUAGUUUGUGUCGUGUGUUUGUAAUGAUUUAGCUAAAUUUGAUAAAGUCUUUUUCUUCAGAAUCUCGACGAACUCUGACCAGAUGUUUCAAAACUUGACGUGAAAACGAGUGGGAUACCUUUUAAAAGCACUGCAGUUAACUUCAGACACGCGUUACAACUAACAAACAUGCAAAAUAAAUAAAUAAAUAAAAUGAAUUCUUACUAAAUGCUCCUCCCCUUGACAGUGAUAUUUGUAGCAGAAAUGAAAGCCCUCUCCAUCAGUGUCUUCGUCAAUGUGAACGAUUAUGCAUUCUUUAAAUAUAUGAAAUUCAUUUUGUUUCCUCACGUAAUUGUGCAGAUUUUAAAAUGUUUGGGAUCCAAUUAUUAUUCUUUAAAAAAAAUAAAAAAGAAGAAAUGAUUGUAAUCUAGUUUAAAUUAAAACAUUUAAAAAAGACUGAAGCAAAACUUUUUCCAUAUAUUCGGACUGUGUUUUCUGAAGGCAGCGUUGCAAAAUAAACUUUGACUUGGAUUUGACCCGCUUUUUAUAACAUUAAUCAAAUACAGUUCUGCCUGAUGGUCACCUGAAACACAUUCCCAGAAGACUGUAGUGUGAACUGUCAAAGAAGUGAAAGCUCAAGAUUUUAUAUUUAUUGACAGUCGGCCAUAGUUCAGACUUCUUCAUAAGUGUAUCUGGCUAUUGCGUCCCCCAUCCACCCCCUGUUGGGUGUGGUAAACUAGUUGUUGUUGUUUAUUGUGAUGCAUUGUUUCAGUGUAAACCACAGUUAGUGCCUUUAAUUGAAACCAGGCUUAUAUUUUAUAUUGCUUAAGAGCCUUUGAGUGGUCGUCCACCAAGUUGUUUGAAUCGUCUUGACGCCCUCAAAAACUACUUUGGAUGAUUCACAGUAGCUUGUUAUGUAGGAGUAAACAUUUAGGCUGGUGUCCCUCUAAUCAAAAGGCUCCUUUUCAACAUAAAAUUAAUGAUGGAAUUAAUCACUCAAACUUGUUGCUUUGUGAUGUAUUUUGCUUUCAGCCGUACAAAAUCUGAACAAUGCUGAGCCAAUAUUAGGUUGUGCAUUCAGGGAUAAGAGAGCUGCUGUUUUCAGUGUUUAUUUAAGUUUUCCUCAGAAUUUCUCCAUCGUUUAAUAAACACGCCUAUAUCCAA